CACCGAAGUGGGCCACCAUUCCUUUCCUUCCUCCCUGCUGCUCUGCUUCCGACGAGUCCAACAGACGGCGGCGACGGCGACGGCGAGGAGACACCUGUGGGACGGCGGGCAAGGACGAGGACGCGUCGUCUUCCAGCUGCUAGCGGCCGGCCUGACCUCUCUCCCGUUCAGCUGGAGCCACCGCCACCGGGUCAGGUCAGGUCAGCUUUCGUCCACCCGCCCGCCCGCCCGCCCGCCAUGUGUUUGUGUUUAUUCCCGUGACGUUCGUUUCUCGCGCUGCUUUGGGUUUGGGGUCUUGGCUGUUGUCUUCAUCCAAUAAACACUGACCGGCGAUUACAUUGCAGUAGCCAAGGAGUAUACAUCGUCUGCCUUGCUCUUUUGUUUAAUGAUCUCAAAAACCAACACUGGCGCAGUCAAUCAAAAUGCAUCAAAGCAUCUUUCUGAAGAAGAUCCAGAUACUCCUGGAGUGGACCCUACGCUCUGAAUUACUAGAUAGUACGGCUGGCCGGCUGGAUCCCGCAAUUAGGCACACAGGCAAACACCUUCUUCCUCCUCUAGUAGAGUUAAGUUUGCUUGCUUGCUUAAUGCUCUGGUUGUGUUCAUCACAAACUAGUGGAGUGCUGCUGCACACACUCUGCAGCACUCUAGUCUAGUGACCAACCAACAACCCCAACGGAGACACAUACAUGCCAAAGCACACCCACUCUCAUUGCCAGACAGUGAUAACAACAACCGGCGAGCUGAGCUCAAUACAUUCUUCUUACUACUAAACGCACCAGCUACAUGUAAAUGUGAGCACGACAUCUAUCUUUUUAUAUGUCCAUGGAUCUAUUCUUGCAAGCAAACUGUGUAAAAUGAAGGAGGUCUGCAGCACAUUAAUUUGAACACACAAUCAGAGUCCUGCUGCUCUGGUGACCACGACAAAUUAAAGCCUGUGUCUAUGUGUAACACAGAUUCUAUCACCUAGUGCUUGGUAUGAGGUGUUACCUGUAGCAAAUCCAAUGCUCCUCCCAAAGACGUCUCUUGGUCUGAAUCACAAGCUCAUCGAGCUGUGUGCCAUAAGCUCCUUAAUUCCCACUGUUGAAGUUUCCAGAAUCACAAGCUGAUCGGGCUGCAGUUCUGAAUAUUUUAUACAAGUGCAUUUCCUGAAUUCCAUAUACUUUUCAGAGAACAAAUGAGUUUCCGUCAAAGCAUUUCUCAAGGCGGCCAGGCACCUGGAGUGUGCUACGCAACACCUUCUAUCCAGGAUGCCGUUAUGUCAUCUGAUGAUGAACAGCUGUUUCUUUAUUGAUGAAAGUGCUUAUUGCUUCCAUUUUUCAGUAACUGUUGAUGACCGCCUACAUUUCGUGUUGGAAAGGCCUUCCCAUACAAGCUCUCGGUCAGGCAAGAAUGAUUUUGUUUUCAUUCUAAUUAUUUCACAGUAACUAGCUAGAGAUUCAUGUGUUAGUAAAAUAGCAUGCAAUUGAGGUGCCGGCUUCUCGGUUAGUUCAUCCAUCAUCCAUCAUGCUACAUGUGUGUUUGCCAGGCAAUUGAUUUUCAACUUGGGUUGGCAAUUGGAACUCCUCUCUUUUUUUUAAAGAUAAAGAUCUCUCUACCUAUUUCUGGCUAUUGUUCUUCCAUUAGGUCAGUUAUAUAUGCCAGUGAUUCACUGGCUUAUGUUUGCAAAUGUUAGUUAUCUAUACUGUUCAUCUCGACAUAAAAUAAUUCCAGAAACAAAUAAAUGGUCAAGCUUUCUGUCAUAUCUCCCGUUUAGUCUGUGUGUGUACAAUCCUGUUGAUUUCAUUUGCAUGAAAUCAUUGCAGACCUACCACUCCUUGAUGGCGUGUGUGUGAGAAUUGACAAAGCUAACCCUUGUUUGAAAGUUCAAAAUAACCUUACUCUAAAAAUCGAACCAAAUCUGACCCUUGCUCAGCGCCACCCUCCGGGCGCUCAACUUGGCUGUGUCAACGCACUUCCUCGUUCCAGGCACAAAAAAGGAAAAAAAAAGAGUGCUGGCUUGAGCACUAGUAUAGCAGGGUGCCAUCUCUAGCCUUGAUCUAAGUUGAACAGGGUACUAAAGGAAGAAAUAAUGGUGGAAAGAUACUUUCUUAGUCUGUAGCAGCAUUGAUCCCUUUUCUUUUCUUUUUCUCCUUCCAUUAUUCCGUUAUUACGUGAAAGGCACCGGUUCUUCUAAUCUUGUUCCAAGCUCCUGCCCCACAAGGACAAGCACUGAUGCCUUGCUGCCCUUUCACCUUUAGGCUCCAGCCGAAACUCCAAAGAAUGCACGCAUUUGUUUCUCGUGUCUCUGAAACUCCAAACAAGCCCAAACACCAAACAAGGUGUUCCUGCAACGACUCCACCCUUGGCAGUACAUUUGGAAGUGCUUACGCCUCACACUUGUGCUUUGCAAGCAAGCAGUUGUAGCACGUUAAUUAGUUUUGUUUGAUCGCUGAUUAAUUAUCAAGUGCUGCCAAAUACUUUUGUGACCCACCGGCACAAUUCUCAUAGUAUCAUAUUCUUCCUCAUUUUUAGAGCCUUUUUCUACAGCACCGUAUUCUCUUUUUUGUGUGGCUGGAGAAGUUGUGAUAUCUCAGUGUGAAUGGUAUGGCAUCUUAUCUUGCCAUCUUUUGAGCUGUCAUCCACCCACACCACUUUCAAUUCCUUUUUGGCUUGCAACAGAGGAGACUAAGACUCCGUGUUUACCCAGCUUACAGGUUAGAGAGAUUGUAUAUCAAUAUCAGUUCUCUCUCGCUCUCUCUCUCUCAACGGCUUAACCCUCCCUUUUGCAACUAGCUAGACCUCCACAGCAGGCAAGCACGAAGGCAGGCGGCGUCCGUCACUGGCAAACCAGCAACUCGUGCACGUGUGCACAUCGUCAUCCAUCUCUGCAUCAGGGGGAGGAUGUACGCGGCCCUCAGUGCGGCGCAAUGGGUGGUGGGCAAGGCGCUAGCCCCUGUUGCGGAUGGGGUGCUGGAGGCAUGGGCGGCCACCAGGAACUUCGGUUUCAACAUCGAGGCCCUCAGCAUGGAACUAAUGCUGGUGAAGGCCACGCUCGAACAAGCUGGCCGUAAGGAGCUCGGCGGGCCGGCCAUGGAGAUGUUGUUGCAGAAGCUGCGUGACUCGGCGCAAAAUGCUGAAGACUUGCUAGAUGAGCUCGACUACUUCCGCAUCCACGAUGAGCUCCACGGCACCCACGAUGCUGCAGGCGAGCACGACAAGGGUUGCUUCCACAACCUUGCCUUCAAUGCUCGCCACACCGCCAAAGCUUUUGGCAAACUGGUCAACUGUGCUAAGCAUCGGCAGAGGUCACACAGCGACUCCUCGGCCCCAGACACCAAUCAGGAGCUUAGCGGAUGCAUGCCCAAGAUCGGUAAACUCCUCACUUGCUCAUCUUCCCCGCAUCCACAUGUUCGUGAUGAUGACUAUGAUAGUGAUGAUGACUGUGGCAAUGUGCAAGAAACACCAAAGCUUGAGUUUAAUAGGGUUUAUUUCUCUCAAAGGAUGAAGGACAUUGUAGAGAAAUUGCAACUUAUGCGCAAUGAGGUUAGCAAGAUUCUGAUACAUUGUGGCCCUAGAACUGUCCCAGACAUUGCCCUGAGUCGUCCUAUCACCAAAAGUAGAAUUGAUGAGCCAAAACUGUAUGGAAGGGACCAUGUCAUGAAUAGCAUCAUACAUGAUAUCACCAAGGGUCAAUACUAUGACAAGGGUCUAACUGUGCUGCCGGUAGUGGGUCCAGGGGGAAUGGGGAAGACAACUCUUAUACAACACAUAUAUCGCAACCAGCAAGUGCAGAAUCAUUUUCCAGCGAGCCCCGAUGGCGGUGGUUGGAGCAGUGUGGUGGGGACUGCUCGUGAGGAACGCGGGUGGUGCCCGCUGGUGCUUGCGGUAGCCUCGUCAACAUGCUUAUUGGCAGCCUCGCCAGUGUGCUUGCAGGCGGUGGCGGCCGUGCUUGUCGGCGGCCUCGUUGGCGUGUUUGCUAGAGGCGGCGGUCAGAGCAGUGCGCAGAGGUUGUAGCUUGACUGGGAGCUCAAGAGCAGCACGGUAGGUGAUUGCUCUCAAGGGGAUCCAGAUCCCGCAACACACCGGUUGUUGCGGUGGCGAGAUUGCAAUAACUACUUAGUUGCAAGACUUAGUUUAGGUAAUACGUUGCUCCUGAGCCAUCUGAUUAAAAUAAGAUCUGACGGCCACAAAGGUGACGGACGCUCGCGUCGUUAUCAGUCUGAUGAUUUGGAUCAUUUCCCUAAAAUAUAUUUAUUGAAAAAGGCUUUCACUCUGCUUUAUAUAUAAAGCAACGACCAGAGAUACAAACCCGGAUACAACACGCCACCGACAAACACAACACACACACCCAAGACAAGAUACAAGGAUACCGAUGCACCGCAACACUACCCAAUCGACCGCCAAGAAAACUAUAGAUGAGCCAAAAAGAACCACUUGGGGCCAACGAGGAGCUCCUGAGAACUAGCCACCGAGAAGAUGUGAAGCGAGACAAUGACGGAGCAUGGACUCCAAGGCGGUGCCUUCAAGAAGGGCACGACUGAAUUGUUACCACCACCCAAUCCCGAUCAAGUUUUCAUCUAGAGCAAUGUGAAGAAGGGAACACCACGACGGAGCCUUCAUGAAGGAAAACGGCGCCCGCCGCCGCCGCCACCAUCGACCGGAAAGAACCGGGCAAGUUAUGCACUAUGGUGUUAACCUUCCCUCUGCCAAACGACCAUGCUAGACCAAACAUUACCAACCAUGCCACCCCGCGUGACCAUGGCUGCCCGACUGCACCCAAGACGUGCGCUCCGCCCAUGAAUAUUGUGUCUCCCACCGCCAGGGCGGCUGCCCUAUAUCCAAGCACCUUCGUGAACACCCAAAGUCCUUGACUUUGGCCUGAUUGGCAGACCCCAACCGAUGGAGCAGCCAGCAACCGUCCUUCCUCGAACAUCGACAGAGCUCGCCAGAAGGCACACGGCCGAGGAAAUGGGGAGGAGGAGCAGGCGCAUUUGGACCGGUGCACCCCCGCACCGGCGACGGGUGGCCCGACAUCGGGGCCUCCCAUCCCUCCUAAGAAGUCCCCACGGGACACACCCCGUGUCGCCUCACCAUGGCGGCCGAUGCAGCUCAACGCGAGGCCACCAACGACUGCCCGCCCAUUACCACAGAGAGCCAAGCCACCCUUCACCAGCUGAAGAAGAAAUGGAGAAGAGUAGUUUAUUCUGGUGAAGAAGAAAUGGAGAAGUAGCAACAAAGGUUACUCGCCAGAUAGAAAAACUCAAUGGUGUGGAUGCUACCUGCCAUGUUUUCUCGACAGAUAGCAGAACUCAACAAGGUUGCCCACCAGAUAGCACAAUGAGCUAGGGAAUUGGCGGCAAUCUCCCAGUUGGAACCACCGUAUUAGGUGUCUACAAGUUUGCUCAUGGGGCUCAGCACCUCCGAGGUUCUUCUGCUCAUUGUAGGUGCAUCCUCGCCCUCCGGUGAACGCGUCAUGCAUCUAUCAUCAUGUUACUCCUGCUAUUCUAUCUAUCAAUGAAAUGAUACGUAGCUUGCGUAUUCACGAAAAGAAAAAGAUAGCACAACGAGGUUCUCUGAACUCACUACGCCAUGUUUUUUGGUUUUUGAUGAAAUAUCUGGUCUGUGCCCCGGAUUACAAUAUGAACAUGCCAUGUUUCUUCAUUUUCGAGGGCCCAUCACUUUCCUGGUUUGUGCCCCAGAUUACGUCAGCAAGUAAUGGUCUAUGUACGUAGAUGAGAUGACCUCACCUCCACGAAUCAACACUUUGGCUCUUUCCACGAACAAUCCCUCCAGCACGUUAGACAACCUACCUCAUCAUAUGGAAGACAAUAAACUUGUCCAACUCUGACGUUGAUUCCAAUUAUUAGGUGCCACCCAGUAGAUCAAGAAUAUGGACUCGGUCCCUAAGUGCCACUAGUAGACCACUUGUCCAACUAGGCCCUGCCUCCCCUUAAUUAAUUCUUCUCUAAUUUUCUACUCUAACGGUGAGAAUAUGUGGUGUUUGGUGGUUAUGUGCGACUCAAGCUCCAUAAUCAUAUGCACUGCUGCACAUUACUACGUACUCCAACGGUGAGUAGUUUUCAUCAUCAAACAAGAAAAACCAAAACCUUACCUAUCUUGUCUCUGCCACCUCCAGGACAUUGUAUUCCUAUGCCAGGGCUAGCUACCUGCAUUAAUUCAUCCCUGGUCAUGAGGGGCCAAAUUAUUCUUCUACACAUCUUCGAUUACUGAUUAAUAAAACAUUGUUCGAAUGUGCUAAUUCACAUAUAACACUUUGAAUUUGUGUCAUAAGUUUUUUCAUAGAACAGAAUGGAGUCAUAAUACAAAGACUCUAUAAUGAGCUAGGUAUAUAAACUUAAUGGUCAAAAAGUCACAUUGGAGACUAUAUGCACACGUAAUCAUUUUCUUGAACAUAUUUAGGAAUCAGUAGUUGGCGUACAUAUUACUGGUCAAGAGAGGUGAAUAGGAUUGAGAAUCGGGAUAAUAUUUCCAUUGUUCUCAUCAUGUAGUAAUCACAAACUAGUGUUUGGACAAACGAACCUAUCUUGAUUGUAUUGACGAGCACCAACUGUACUCAAUUGUUUGCCAAGGCAGUGCAAACAAUGUAAAAGUUGAUCUCAACAAUAAUGCAACCGCUAUAUACAAAGCUAGUCUACAAGAAAAAAUGCGCUCAUGAAAAGUUGUGCAUAUAAUUUACUUAAGCGGCUUACGACUCGGCGACGUUGGAGAAUAUCGAGGCUUGUUCACAUGUCAUAACUAGUUUCAAUAACGUGCAUGCACACACAUCACAGUGGAAGUAACUUAGCUAGUAACAUAACACAACCUGAGACAAAUUCACUUGCGGUAAAAUAAUAUGUUACCGUAACAUAGCGCACCCCAAGAAAAAAAUGAGUCUACUUCUAAAUAAAUGAAGGCUUGCAUGAUAUCAUACAUAUGUUACUACCCGUAUGCAUGUUACUAGUCUAAGUCUAAGGUACUCCCCAAUAUGAUCAGCCUUAUUCUUGUGACCACAUGAUUGAGGAAGAAAGGCUCUAAGCGCAAGCAAGAAAAACUCUUUGCCCCAUCCAUGUACGUAUAUGGCGGCAUAGCCCACACGAAUGGUGGUUGAAACUUGAAA
Triticum aestivum (bread wheat) is the source of this 7096-nucleotide messenger RNA. RefSeq lists its product as uncharacterized. The record is from RefSeq and is a predicted model, not a curated record. Gene Ontology annotation, molecular function: ADP binding. The transcript is spliced from 2 exons. NCBI's taxonomy places the organism in Eukaryota, Viridiplantae, Streptophyta, Magnoliopsida, Poales, Poaceae. The coding region runs from base 2881 to 3993 and encodes 370 amino acids.